This is a messenger RNA of Cherax quadricarinatus, 6460 nucleotides long. It is a transcript of the gene Fibp, whose product is annotated as acidic fibroblast growth factor intracellular-binding protein. The record is from RefSeq and is a predicted model, not a curated record. Gene Ontology annotation, cellular component: nucleus. Lineage: Eukaryota; Metazoa; Arthropoda; Malacostraca; Decapoda; Parastacidae.
CUGGUGUGGGUGGCAUCCUGGGGGACAAGAUUAAGGACCCCAAUGGAAAUAAGUUAGACAGUCCUCGAUGAUGCACUGACUUUCUUGGGUUAUCCUGGGUGGCUAAUCCUCCGGGGUUAAAAAUCCGAACGAAAUCUUAUCUUAUCUUACAAGAUGAAGAACCAGUUGAUGUACAAUAAGAGGAAGCAUCAUGUACGAGGUCACUGGGCUCAUGGCUGCCAUCUCUGGUCCUCAGCUUGACGGCAGAAUUUGAGAGCUCAGAAUGCUUCCAGAAGUUGAUAUAUUUGUGGGUAAUUACACUAUAAUUGACCAGGAUGUGUUUGAACUGUGGGUACAAGGUUACUCUGUGGUGGAGACUGUGUCGGUACUUCAGCAACGGGGUGAACUGGAGACAUGGGGUGCUACAUUGGAGCUGCUGACCUCUGACACGGCUGACCACUACCGCACCUUCGGCUUGCUAGAAAAACUUUUGCAGACACCCACUAAACUAGCAGAGGAAUGGACGUUUCAACUGGAACCUGCAGUCCAGAAGAUGGUCAUUCAAAAAUAUUAUGAAUUUGAUGAUAUAGUCAUUCGAGAGAUUCUUGGCAAGAAGCUCUCCAGUAGAACACGCAAAGAUCUUGAUGAUGUUGCUGAAAAGACUGGCGUCCUACUACGAUCAUGCAGGCGACAGUUUGAUAACGUUAAGCGGAUCUUCAAGCAAGUGGAUGAAAUGACCGGCUCCGUUGUCACAAACAUUCAGUCAGUGUUUCUUCUGUCAACUCCUCUGGCCAAAAAAUAUGCAGCUAUUGUCUUCAUUAUCAACAACCGCUUUGAGACCAGCAAACGCAAACUGAAUUAUCUCACCUUUGAGGAUUUUUGUGUGUGUGCCUCACUGAUGAUGUCCACCUGGACGACUGCCAGUCCUCUUGCUGCUGGGGGUGCCAACACUGGACCAGAUGCAAGAGAUGACACAGAUUUUGAUCGUGACUUCCUGAUUGAGCUCAGGGACUUCAAGUUUUUAUUGGAUCGUGAAAAAGAGCAUCGAAAUGUGACUUUAAGUCAUCUUCGUGGGAAAAUUCCAGACCGUAUGUGUUCAGAAGUUGAAAACAAUUUCAAGGUGUACUCACGAGGCAUCAUUAAUAUUGGAUGUGCCCUUAAUAACACCAGAGACAUGCGGGACUUCUUCGUUGACACAGUGGAAAAGGUGGUAGACCCCUGUCGUCAGUCACGAUGGAAGGGGACAGAGCUAGAAGUGUUCCUUCAGGUAUAUACUGAUGCUGGUUCUGCACUCGACAUUAUGACCAGAACACCUAGAGGAAAAAGUAGCCAUUCCCUGCGAACAACGUGGGAGAGGUACAUGAACACCAUGCGAGGAUGCAUCUGUCAGUUGUAUCAUUCUUGACGUCACGCCCCACCGCUGCGACUCACACGCACAGCAACCGUUCAAGAAAAAGUGCCGUCUGAUUGACCAUCACUGUGGAAAGGUCGGCGGCAUGCAAGUUUAGAUUAGUAGCAGAUCUGAAACUCUGGGUUCAACCACCAAUAUAAUUUCAUACCGUGGCCUCAAGAGAAUUGAAAGAAUAGUGUAAGAAGCUUAUUUCCCUAAAAAUCUUAAGAUAAAAUCAGUCAGUUAUAUUUUUGGAAAUAUUACUGGUCAUUAUUUAGGAGGGUAUGUCUGUACUUGAGAAAUUUUUCUUAAUGUGUAUUUAAAUCAUACAUAGUCAUCCUUCCAAUGCUGUAUUAUAUCAUGAAGUUAGAAAUAACAUAUUACACUGUCUGGUAAUGUUAAUCUUAUUUGUUAGCAAGUUUUUCUUACUUCACCGAGGCAUAUGAAGACUCAACUCUGGACUUGGAGUAAAUGUGUCUACUGAGCAUGUUUGUGCUUAAGUUGCAAUUAUAAUUCUGAGUAAAUACUGUAAAAUAUUGUAAUGAAAUGGAACUGUGAUCCUGAGUACACAUUACUGUAAUAAUAUAAUCAGUUUAAGCACCAAACCCAUAAAGGUCACAGCUCUGCUGGGAGGGAUGUGCAGAGGUAGAAUGUGUCAAGGUUAGGGGCUAGUGGAGGUGGGAGGUUAGUGCUACAGGAAAACAGAUUUAAGUUGGUGCAAUAGGUUAGUUUAUUAAAGCCAGUCUGCAUCAGAGGAAGGGUUUUCAGUGAGGAGCGUGUUACUGUAAUAAGUUUGAAUUUGUUGCUAUGGAAUUAAAAGGUGCAUGUUUAUUCCUGUGACAGUAGCUCUGUUCAGCCAGAUGGGCAUUGACCAUCUUCAACUAGUCUUGAUUUGACCACAGAUGUAGAAAAAUCUAGUAGAUGGGAAAGGAGCUAGAUUUGUCUUGCAAUGAUGACUAUCCUGAGCCAAUUUGCAUAGAACAACAUUAGACUAUAUGUAUAUAUGUAUUAAAGUAAAAGUGUAUAUAGCACAUAAUGAAAAUUUAUGUCUAAAGGGAAUGAAAUCUUAUACCACUCUUGCAAAAGAAUACAGAGGUAUUAAAGCUAGUCUAUUUUGAAAAGAAGUUUUAAACAAUUUUUAUUCAAAUGUGUAUAUAAUAUAGGAAUUUGUAUGCAUAAAAACAUAGUAUAACAGAAUUAUGGGAUAUUGUGACAUUUUCUUGGGAGUUUGGAGAGUAAAGCACGCUUGUCUGCAUGGAAACUUUCUAAAAGUGCCAAGUAGUUAUUGGUGACAAAUUGUAAAUAUUAACUUUCACAUGCUAUUUACAUUACAAGGCGAUAUCCAGAACAUAUCUUUCAGUGUAUUUAUGUAAUGGUUUAAUGUCUGUGGUACUUUUUCAACACUGAAUAUUCUUUGAAUAUAAACUAUAAAUGUGUGUGAUAUUUUAUAAUAAUUUAUAAAACAGUUCUGCCAUUAUUAACAAGGUUAUGUUGUAUUUUAGGGAUUAUAUAUAAUAUACACUACUAUGAAACUACUGCUCUGUAUGUUAACAUUUAUGCUCCAGAUAUUUAUAAAAUACAUACUCUCCUAGUGAUAAAUGCGUAAGUUACAAACAGUGGUGCUUAGAAUAAAAAAUUGUACCUGAAAUUAUGUACCUAAUAACAAAAAUGUUUGAUGGAUAUUAGAUAUGAACUAUACAAAAAGCAAAUGAGUAACAAGCAAAGUACUGUAUUCUUAUUACUAAUAUUUGAAGGUAUCUGUGGUCAAUUCUGUUAUUUUAUGACUUGCCUUCCAAAAAUACUUAAUAAAUAUUUGGUGUAUCAAUGCUGAUCUGCAGUACCAAAUGUCUGGACCUGAAUUCUUUAUGCUAUAUUAGUCUUAUGGGAAAACAGGUUCCAAGUUCCAAAUAACUGGUUUGUAAAUAUUAAAAUGGUAUACAAUACCAACAGGUUGGUAGGCAAGACAUAUGAGCAACAGUUAGGCAACUUUAUUCCGAAACGUUUCACCUAUGUAGGUGAAACGUUUCAGAAUAAAGUUGCCUAACUGUUGCCCAUGUGUCUUACCUACCACCUGGUUUGUAAGCCAAAACUUGAAAGGUUUAACUUGUUGGUUAGGUGUUUUGUUUUCUUUGUAGUGUUGCUUCAAGCUUUAACUCGGAUAUCCAACAAAUGACUGAAAGGUUGUGGGAGUUCUUUGAAAAUUAAAUUUUAGAAAUGAAUGUGGGUGCAUAACGUACCCUGAAUUUUACACGUAUACACUUCUGUUCAAUGACCACAACAUACUGACAGUAUGUAUUGGUUGUAAAAGGUUUGGCGAUUCAAACAAACUGAAAAGGACACAUGUAGAGUUCAGGACAUUUAUUAAAGGAAACGCUUUGCCAGAGGUGACUUCUUUAGUCCUAAUACAGAGCAAACUAAAACAAGUUAAUAUAUAAUGAAGUUUAGUGAAGCACAACUAGUCAUCCAUGAAAACAACAGACAGGUGGAAGUUGCUGGAAGCUGUGUUAAUUACCACAACUGACACUAUCCUGCAAAGGUCUGGAAGCUUCAGUGUUUCCAAAUUUUUGGCUAAAAGUCUUAUUCAGUGUGUUCAUGUGAUGGUGAAUCUAUGCAUGGAGAAGCUAUGCAGCUGGCAUAUUGGCCCAUGCUAAACAGUUCCUGCUCAAAUCCAACCACUCACUUAUAUAUUUGUCUAACAAAUUUUCUGCAAUUUGACAUACUCCUGCCUCGCCUCACCUCACUUUUGAUUCAGGUCACUGCACUGUUUACCCUAUAUUAGCCUGUUUUAGCAAAUUCUGUAUUGGAACUGAAGAAGCCACUCAUGGCAAAACAUUUCCUUUAUUAAAUGUCCUGAGCUGUAAAUGUGCCAUUUUUAUACAACAGUGUGCAUUGCAUUCACUUCUGCCAAUUAUGAAGUUCAGUUUUAAGCAUGGCUUCAGUCAUAUAUGUACUAUCUUACCUUUCUCUCUCUCUCUCUCUCUCUCUCUCUCUCUCUCUCUCUCUCUCUCUCUAGUGUUAAGAUACCAUGCACAGCAUAGUAUGAUUACAGCACUGAAAGAAUCACAUGGCUUAAACACUUUGAUGAUAAUCCUUCAGAUUAAAAAAAAAAAAAAAAUUCCAUAGACUAAGCCCAUGUGGGUCAUUCAGCAAUAUAAGCAUCUUAAACAUCUGUAUUCAUGAGCCUAUGGAUAGGUACAAAUUUAUCCAAGGCUUAACAUUUUUUUGGCAACUUGCAUUGUGCACUGUUAACAAACCUGAUAAUAGAUUAUAACUAAAUAAUAUAAAGGGUAAUAAAAAUAUAAUACAAAUACUCCCCACAUUACAAACUUCUUACAGUCCUAUGUGCAACUUAAGAAAUGUUGAUCAGUAAGCAUAUUAUAAAUGCCAGUGUGCAGUUCUGACCAUAAAAGUUUCAAGCUGAACAAGUAAAAUUCUCAAGACAUUACUUCUUAAGAUUUUUUUUUUUUUUUUUAUUAACACACUGGCCGAUUCCCACCAAGGUAGGGUGGCACGAAAAAUAAAAACAUCAUUCACUCCAUCACUGUCUUGCCAGAGGGGUGCCUUACACUACAGUUAUAAAACUGCAACAUUAACACCCCUCCUUCAGAGUGCAGACACUGUACUUCCCAUCUCCAGGACUUGUGUCCAGCCUGCUGGUUUCCCUGAAUCUCUUCAUAAGAAGUAAUGUCUUAGCAUGAAUUAGCACAAGGCAGACCAAUACUGUAUACCAGCACCAUCAUAAUUAUUCUAACAUUAACAUUUCAAUCAUUGUGUUCUGAAACUGACCUGCAGGAAACAUCAUCCUUUAUAUUAAUUUUGUAGGAAAAUAGGUUCAGAGUUCCAAAUGAGCAAGUUAUCAACUUUAUUACUGAUCAUCUUACCAAGGUUAAGUCUUGUAUCAAAAUAUAGUUAACCUCAGGCUUUUCUCUAACAAUAAUCUUCUCUAUUUAUUUAAAAAAAAAUAUAUACAUACUGUACACUGAUUAUUUACAAGGUAAAGAUUUUUAUUUGAGACAUUAUACUUUUAUAACUAUCUUUUAAAGGUGAAAUGUAAAGUCAUACAGGAACAACCAAAUUCAACAUUAAUGUUUAUUUAAAUAAUUUUUUUUUUUUUUUUUUUUUUUUCCAACAAGUCGGUCGUCUCCCACUGAGGCAGGGUGACCCAAAAAAAAGAAAGAAAAUCCCCAAAAAGAAAAUACUUUCAUCAUCAUUCAACACUUUCACCACACGCACACAUUAUCACUGCUUUUGUAGAGGUGCUCAGAAUACAACAGCUUAGAAGCAUAUACAUAUAAAGAUACACAACAUAUCCCUCCAAACUGCCAAUAUCCCAAACCCCUCCUUUAAAGUGCAGGCAUUGUACUUCCCAUUUCCAGGACUCAAGUCCAACUAUAUGAAAAUAACCGGUUUCCCUGAAUCCCUUCACUAAAUAUUACCCUGCUCACACUCCAACAGAUCGUCAGGUCCCAAGUAUCAUUCAUCUCCCUUCACUCCUAUCUAACACGCUCAUGCACGCUUGCUGGAAGUCCAAGCCCCUCGCCCACAAAACCUCCUUUACCCCCUCUUUCCAACCCUUUCAAGGACGACCCCUACCCCUCUUUCCUUUCCCUAUAGAUUUAUAUGCUUUCCAUGUCAUUCUACUUUGAUCCAUUCUCUCUAAAUGACCAAACCACCUCAACAACCCCUCUUCUGCCCUCUGACUAAUGCUUUUAUUAACUCCACACCUUCUCCUAAUUUCCACACUUCGAAUUUUCUGCAUAAUAUUUACACCACACAUUGCCCUUAGACAGGACAUCUCCACUGCCUCCAACCGUCUCCUCGCUGCUGCAUUUACCACCCAAGCUUCACAUCCAUAUAAGAGUGUUGGUACUACUAUACUUUCAUACAUUCCCUUCUUUGCCUUCAUAGAUAACGUUUUUUGACUCCACAUAUACCUCAACGCACCACUCACCUUUUUUCCCUCAUCAAUUCUAUGAUUAACCUCAUCCUUCAUAAAUCCAUCCGCCGACACGUCAACUCCCAAGUAUCUGAAAACAUUCACUUCUUCCAUACUCCUCCUCCCCAAUUUGAUAUCCAAUUUUUCUUUAUCUA